GCUCCCCGGCUCACUCUCACUCCCUCGCUCACCGAAAGCCUCGAGCCGCGGCGGCCCACGGAGCGCGCUCCCCACAGCUCCUCUCUGCCGAGACGCUGGGCAAGCUGUGGAACACACGAGUCCCCCACGGAGAGAGACGCUCCCCCACCCCCCAAACAAAGAGAAAAAGGCAAAGAUGUCUUCCUACGUCUCCGCCGAAUGCCGCCGCGUCAGCCCCUGCGUCCGCGGCAACAAGUUCGACACGGCGCACCGCAAGAAGGCCGUGCCCAACAUCUUCGAGAACGUCAACCAGGAGUCGGUGAUGAGGCUCUUCCAGAAAACGGGCGACGUGAAGGCGGAGGAGAGGGUGAGGAGCAUCUUCUCCUACACCCUGGACCCGGAGGAGACGGCCCGGGCUCUGAUGGCUCUGAAGCAGAGGAAGAAGGAUAAGUUCCUGCAGAUCGCGGGCAUGGUCCGCCAGCUGCUCAAGAUGCGCUGACCGCGCUCGAGCGCUCCUCUCUUUUCUUUGCCCCGCCCGGCGUCUCUCGGGCUCGCGCCUGAGCCGAGUGUGAAAACGCUGCCCGUGCGACUGGGGCACCGCCGAGAUGCGCUCCCUGCAGCGCGCGCCCCCCCCAACGCCGCCGCAGCGCGCCUCCGCACCACGCCGAGAGGGGCCACACGUCGCGGCCUCGUGGGCCGGACGCAGGUGACCGGGUCCCUCUAGCUGGAGCCGGAGGGACUCCCCGAACUGACGGGCACAUGCACACGUGUGAACCGAGACUUGGUUUCAUGGACUCAUUCCUCUGGAUGCCCGACUGUGAAGCAGCGACCCCCCCCCCCCCCCCCCAACCCCCAGCCCGCCCGUGCAAGGUGCGCGUGGCCGCGCUGAUGGUUGGUGCACAGCUGCAAUCUGAGACUUUAUGGUGCUGAAGAAUCUGCCAACACGAAUGCCUGUCAAGAACAAAUGCCUUGUCUCUCAGUUUUGUCGAAAAAAUACUCGUUGGGGGGCCACUGAUGUUGUUAUUGUCACACAACCUUUGUGACCAUGUGAUGUGCAUUUAUGAUGUGUUCUUUUGUACAUUUUUAAAAAAAUAAAUAAUUUAUUUUAUAUACAAAAUCUGA
Messenger RNA from Gasterosteus aculeatus aculeatus (three-spined stickleback), 1101 nucleotides. RefSeq names its product transcriptional and immune response regulator b (gene tcimb). Gene Ontology annotation, biological process: negative regulation of Notch signaling pathway; endothelial cell activation involved in immune response. Gene Ontology annotation, cellular component: nucleus; cytosol. Gene Ontology annotation, molecular function: Notch binding. The record is from RefSeq and is a predicted model, not a curated record. NCBI's taxonomy places the organism in Eukaryota, Metazoa, Chordata, Actinopteri, Perciformes, Gasterosteidae.